AUGUCUCUGAUGGAGAAAUUGAAUACACUGAGAACUAUAAUACGUCAUAAUGGUGGUAUAAAGGGUUCUUUUCUAACAUUGUUCAGGACCGACGAACUGAAGUGGGGGACUUUGGUUGGCACAGACAAAUUCGGAAACAAGUACUACGAAAAUAAUAAGUACUUUGUGGGGAGGAAUCGAUGGGUCGUAUACUCCAAUAGGUUUGGUUGGGAUUACGAGGGAUCUCAAGUUCCACCUGAAUGGCAUCGUUGGCUGCACUAUAUGACAGAUGAAAGUCCGGCAUCAAAUCAACCUACAACACACAAGUGGUCUGCCGAACAUUCGGAAAAUUUGACUUUGGAUCCGUCCAAGAAAUACAUUCCGUACUCAACUACUCGUCCGAAAGUGCAACCGUGGAAUCCUCCAAAAUAA
This is a messenger RNA of Heterobilharzia americana, 411 nucleotides long. The record is from the annotation of a GenBank genome assembly. NCBI's taxonomy places the organism in Eukaryota, Metazoa, Platyhelminthes, Trematoda, Strigeidida, Schistosomatidae.